Molecule: messenger RNA, 2025 nt
Organism: Macrobrachium nipponense
Lineage: Eukaryota; Metazoa; Arthropoda; Malacostraca; Decapoda; Palaemonidae
Exons: 6
Coding region: 165-1928 (587 amino acids)
Biological process (GO): DNA recombinase assembly; double-strand break repair via single-strand annealing; double-strand break repair via homologous recombination
Cellular component (GO): nucleus
Source: RefSeq, a predicted model, not a curated record
CUAAAUUUAGAGCAGAUUGUAUGACUAUCGUAUGUUAUCUUAGUAUGCGGGUCUUGCAACCCUCCCUACAAUAUCUAACACUGGAGGAACUUGAAUCCAACAUACUGUUGAUAAUGCAAGGGAUUGCUUAACUCAAUGGACUCAGCUGUUAAGCUACCAAAAAUAUGAUACAUUACCAAAUCCAAGAAAAAGAUGAAGCAAAACUCCAAAGAAAGCUACCACAAAGAUCCAAUGUUGCAUCAAAUGCUGGCAGAAAAGAAACCGAAUUUACCGCUGAGGAGCAAGAAGCUGUCCAAAAGGUUUUACGGCAGAAGCUUGGCUCCUCAUUCAUCAGCCAGAGAAGUGGAGCGGGAGGCCAGCGUAUUGCAUACAUUGAAGGAUGGCGACUUAUAUCCCUUGCAAAUGAAGUCUUUGGCUUUAAUGGAUGGAGUCAUUCUGUCACAAAUCAAACCAUUGAUUUUGUGGACCACUAUAACAGUCGUUAUUAUGUGGGAAUCAGCGCUAGGGUACGUGUUCAGUUAAAAGAUGGAGUUUACCAUGAAGACAUUGGUUAUGGUGUUUCAGAAGGCAUGAAGAGUAAGGCCUUGUCCAUUGAGAAAGCAAGAAAGGAGGCUGUAACAGAUGGUUUGAAGCGAGCUUUGAAGAGUUUUGGAAAUGCACUAGGAAACUGUCUGAGUAAUAAGGAUUAUCUUCGGUUUAUAGGAAAAGCACCAGCUGCUCCAGUUCCUCAGAUUACAUCUGGAGAUUUGUUAAAUGAAGUUAAUGAAACAGGUCUGGCAGCAAUUCGCAGAAGAGCCUUACAAGAAGGAAGAUUUGGAAAAGUUGAGGAAAGGAGGCCUGAAGACUUCACACAUCAUAUGACAUCAGAUACAAAUGUACCUGGCCAGUCAAAUAAGCAUGAGUGUAAGCAGGAAAAUGUGAUUAAGAGAAAUCCAACCAUUGUGAAAAACAUUAAAGUUGAACCAUUUUCAAGACAUAUCGAAUUGUCAACUGAGACUAAAAGUCCACCAAUAAAUCAGUCAUCAUCACAUACAUUCAAGCACAAUAGUCUUACUACUCCUUCCCUGCAAAGGCAGACAACAACUUUUAAUAAACCUGAUGAUCAUGUAGUGAAGGAGUGUGUUGAACCACAACAUGUUUUGCAAAUUGUAGAAGACAAUGGGAAAAAAGCAGGAAAAUGUGAUGCAGAUGAAAAAUGUAAGCAAGCUGAUCAAGUCGUUUUAAAUGAGACUGAUAAAUCCAUUUUUUUCUCUACCACCAUAAUUGAGAAAGAAAAUUGUACUGUUUUAAAUGAUUUGGACAUUAAAGGACAAGCAGUUACACCAGGUAAUAGCUCUAGUGAUGAUAGAGAGCAAAGGAAAAUCAGGCAAAGAGAAAAACAACUUGAGUUUAAAAGGAAAAGGGGUAAGAUGGAUGAGGAUAACACUAUAGUCUCCUCAGAAAAUAACUCUCCAGCAGAACAAGCUAUGUGGGAAGCAGCAGAUGAAGUCAUUGGAGAAGAUGACCCAACAUUCUGGGCUCAGCUGAUGACACAGCAACUGUUAGAAGCUCAAAAAGAGGAAGCUCAGUGGAACAACUUGCCAUUAUCACCUAAGUUUGCUAGCAGCUCAAAAGAGAGAAAAAGACCAAAGAGAGCAACAUCCUCCCUCCCUUCAGUUAAUCGUACGGACUGGGGCUUGAUGGAAGAAUUCACUAAACUGGAUAAGUCUGAAUCACACAAUGGAAAACAGGUCUCUCAUUCUGCAAACAAGACCUCUUUGCAAGACAAAGUUAAUGAAAAUAAACAUUUGGAAUUAAAGGAAAAGAGAGAGAUUAAUGUUAAUAGUAAUAGUUUUAAAAGGCCUUUGCCUCUCCAGACUGAAUGGAUUGAAAGAAGAUUACACACUGGUCUCUCUCAGAAGAAAAGGAAAGGUGAUAUUUCAGUGUGAUUUACUUUUCUUUUUUAGAAAUUAUUUUUAUAGUUUUACUAAUGACAUUUUUCUUGCAGUGGAUUGACAGUUUUUAAUAUAAAAUUUUUACCAUAUA